Messenger RNA from Geosmithia morbida, 2424 nucleotides. Its product is annotated as nucleolar complex protein 2. The record is from RefSeq and is a predicted model, not a curated record. Bases 1 to 2424 code for a protein of 807 amino acids. The transcript has a single exon. NCBI's taxonomy places the organism in Eukaryota, Fungi, Ascomycota, Sordariomycetes, Hypocreales, Bionectriaceae. Gene Ontology annotation, biological process: ribosomal large subunit biogenesis. Gene Ontology annotation, cellular component: nucleolus; Noc1p-Noc2p complex; Noc2p-Noc3p complex.
AUGGGUACCGCAAAGAAGAAUCUCAAGGCGACAAAGAAGUUUGAGAAGAAUCGCCUCAGAGGUGUUCUCGACAAGAGGAAUGCCACGGCCAAGGUCAAGCAGCGCCAGCAGAUGAAGGACAAGAAGCAGGGCCGUCGAAACAAGGAUGCCGAAUUUUUCAAGGGUCCCUCCGAGGAGGGCGGCGACGGUGCCGCAGACGGUGGCCGACCUUUCAAGAAGCCCAAUGCUGGUCUGAUCGGCAAGGGAAAGAAGGUCAACGACAUGAGCGUCGACGACUUCUUCCAGGGCGGAUUCGACGACAUCAUCGACAACGACAAGGCUGCCGCUGACGGCAAGCUGGGCAAACGGAAGCGCGGCGCCCCGUCCAGGAAGGCCCAGUCGGACGACGAGUCCGACGACGAGGAGCCCAUCCUCACCAAUGGCAAGGAUGACGGCGACAGCGACUCGGACGAGGACGACGAGGACCUCGAGGAGGGCGGCGGCAUGAGCAAGCAGACCAUGGACGAGCUGGCCGACAAGGACCCCGAAUUCUACAGGUUCCUCAAGGAGAACGAUCCGGAAGCGCUGGACUUUGACGACAACGCCGACCUGGCCGAGGUAGACGAGCUCAGCCAAGGCGACUCGGACGAGGACGAGGAGCAGCAGCGGCGGCCUAAGAAGAAGCGCAAGCAGGGCAACAAGAAGACGGCCGAGGCCGGGGGGGAGGAGGAGGAGGAGGAGGAAGAGGAGGAAAAGCCGGCGCUCCAGAACAAGGAGCUGACGCGCGAGAUUGUGGCGUCGUGGAAGAAGUCGAUCACCGAGAGGCAGUCUCUGCGCGCGGCACGGCAGGUGGUGCUGGCGUUCCGGUGCGCCGCGCGGCUGAACGAGGACGAGGACGAGGACGAGCGGCGGUGGAAGAUCACCAGCCCCGACGUGUUCAACGACGUGCUCGUGCUGGCGCUCAACGAGAUCCCGCGCGUCAUGAACCACCACCUGCCGGUCAAGGAGUCGUCGUCGGGAAAGGUGUACGUGCAGACGGAGACGGCCAAGUUCCGCAACCUGUCCCUGCUCCUCAAGACAUACACGACGUCGAUGAUGGUCCUGCUGGGCACGCUGUCCGACGACCGGACGCUCAAGCUGACGCUGUCAGCCAUGACGCCGAUCCUCCCCUACCUCCUGUCGUUCAAGAAGCUGAUCAAGGCGCUGGCCAAGGCCGUCGUCAACUUCUGGGCGCAGCCGGCCAGCUCGGAGACGACGCGGAUCACCGCGUUCCUGGUGCUGCGGCGGCUGGUCAGCAUCGGCGACAAGGGCAUCCGCGAGACGGUGCUCAAGACGACGUACCAGGGCCUCAUCCAGGGCUGCCGCGUCACCAACGCCAACACGGUCCAGGGCAUCAACCUGGUCAAGAACUCGGCCGCCGAGCUGUGGGGCAUGGACCCGACCGUCGGCUACACCACGGCCUUCGGCUUCAUCCGCCAGCUGGCCAUCCACCUGCGCAACAGCAUCGUCAACAACAAGAACGACUCGUUCCGCAUCGUCUACAACUGGCAGUACACGCACUCGCUCGACUUCUGGUCCUGCGUCCUGGCCGAGCACUGCAACCCGCUCAGGGAGGCCGAGGCCGGCCGCGAGUCCCCCCUCCGCCCGCUCAUCUACCCGCUCGUCCAGGUCACGCUCGGCGCCCUCCGGCUGAUCCCCACGGCCGUCUACUUCCCGCUGCGCUUCCACCUGCUGCGCUCCCUGCUGCGCACCUCGCGCGCCACGGGGACCUACAUCCCCCUCGCCUCCCCGCUCAUCGACGUCCUCAACUCGGCCGAGAUGCGCCGCGUCCCCAAGCCGUCCACGCUCAAGGCCCUCGACUUCUCCCUCUCCUACAAGUGCCCCAAGUCCUACCUCCGCACCCGCGUCUACCAGGACGGCGUGGGCGACCAGGUCGUCGAGCUCCUGUCCGAGUACUUCCUCCUCUGGUCCACCUCCAUCGCCCUGCCCGAGCUGGCCCUGCCUGUCGUCAUCCAGCUCAAGCGAUGGCUCAAGCAGGCCCGCUCCAGGUCCGGCGGCAACCGCAAUCAGAAGCUCAUCGCCUCCGUCGUCCUGCUCGUCCAGAAGCUCGAGGACAGCUCGCGCUUCGUCGAGUCCCACCGAUCAAAGGUCGACUUCGCCCCCCGCGACCGCACCCAGGUCGACAACUUCCUGCGCGACUUCGACGUCGCCAAGACCCCCAUCGGCGCCUACGUCGUCGGUCAGCGUGCCGGUAGGGCCCAGCGGGCAAAGAUGCUCGAGGAUGCUCGCAAGGAGGACGAUCGGAAGAGGAAGGAGGACGAGAUGGCUGCCAAUGCUGCUGGUCGUGAUGACCUUGACAGCGAAGAGGACGACGAGCGUGACGAUGACGAUAUGGAUGUUGAGCAUCAGCUUGCCGAGGAGGAGGAUGAUGAGGAUGACGAGUAA